This is a messenger RNA of Entrophospora sp. SA101, 480 nucleotides long. The record is from the annotation of a GenBank genome assembly. Lineage: Eukaryota; Fungi; Glomeromycota; Glomeromycetes; Entrophosporales; Entrophosporaceae.
AUGGAUAUAAUUGGACUUUGUCUACCAUUAGUUGACUGUGCCGCAAGACUUGCAAAAGAAGCUUAUAAAACAGCAGAAGAUGCACGCUAUACCAAGAAAACAUGUCUGUUAUUAUCUGAUAGAUUAGAAGCGGGAUCACGUGCUUUGUCUGAUUUAUAUAGACACAGGGAAGAAAAAGAAAAGGAAGAAAAAUUCAAAAGUAGCAAUUUCUAUAACAGCCUUCAAAGUUAUGUAAAUGCAGCAACUGAAAUCAAAAGAUUUAUUGAUGAGCUUGCUGAAUCGGGUGGAGCAAUGAAAUAUCUUAAAUCUCGUUCUCAUAAAGUGAAGGUUAAUCAACUUGUAAAAAGGUUCGAUGAUGCCAUUGCUGAUUUAAAAUUAGGAAUAAAUAUUGACGAAUUUAAAAAACUUGAUGACUUGGAAAGUGUAAUCGAAACCGAAUUUAAGAAAAUGUCAUUGGUAAAUAGAAAUGGAAAUGAAUAA